CCGUCGCAUCACGUGCGCGCGGCGGGGUGACGUCACUCGGCGGAGCCGGCCGGCGAUGCGGGAGAAUUCUGUUUAACAGUGAUCAUCAGCUACAAUUAUGGCCACUGCCAGUGGUGAGGUACACCAUCCUGUAGAUCCUGGAAUCUCAAAGCUGCAGUUUGCUCCCUUCAGUAGUGCCUUGGAUGCAGGAUUCUGGCACGAACUAACCCAGAAGAAACUCAAUGAAUACCGACUGGAUGAGACCCCCAAAGUUAUCAAAGGAUACUACUACAAUGGUGAUCCUUUGGGUUUGCCAGCUCGCUUGACAUUGGAGUUUAGUGCCUUUGAUAUGAACGCUUCGAUACCAGCACGUUGCUGUCCUGCUUUUGGAACAUUGUAUAAUACCAACACUUUUGAGACUUUCAAAUCCUGUGAUAAAAAAUCACUUCUGGAAAAAGAAGCAAAUGAGAUAUGGGAAUCAAUAAAAUCUGGAGCUGCUCUUGAAAACCCCAUGCUCUUGAACAGAUUCCUGCUGCUGACGUUUGCAGAUUUAAAAAAGUAUCACUUCUAUUACUGGUUUUGUUACCCUGCUCUCUGCUUUCCCAAUGGAAUACAUGUAAUUCAGAAACCAGUGUGUCUUGGUGAGAGGUUCUCAUUAAAUCAGAUUCAAGCACUUCAGAAAGCAUAUGAUGAUCUUUGCCAGAAAGAGGGGGUUACAGCCCUGCCUUAUUUUUUAAUCAAGUAUCAUGACAAUUCUGUCAUGAUAUCUCUAUUGAAAAAGUGGGAUGCUUUCUUUCAAGACCAAGGGGGAAAGGUGACAGUUGGAGUUUAUGAUCCAUGUAAUUUAUCCCACUAUCCAGGAUGGCCACUGAGAAAUUUCCUGAUCCUGGCAGCCCACAAUUGGGGCAACAUUCUUCAGACGGUUGAAGUGCUCUGCUUCAGAGACAGGACCAUGCAAGGGGUGAGGGACAUAACACACAGCAUUAUCUUUGAAAUAAAACUUCCAGAGAAACCCCUUGGCCCAGAUUGUCCAAAAGCUGUUGGAUGGGAGAAAAACCAGAAGGGAGGCAUGGGUCCAAGGAUGGUGAAUCUCAGUGAAUGCAUGGAUCCAAAAAGGUUAGCAGAAUCAUCCGUGGAUCUUAAUUUGAAAUUGAUGUGCUGGCGUUUGGUGCCUACUCUGGAUUUGGAAAAGAUUGUGUCUGCCAAAUGUCUGCUGCUAGGAGCUGGUACACUGGGUUGUAGUGUUGCAAGGACCUUGAUGGGCUGGGGAGUCAGGAAGAUCACGUUUGUGGACAACGCAAAGAUCUCCUACUCCAACCCUGUGCGGCAGCCGCUGUACGAGUUUGAAGACUGUCUGAGUGGGGGGAAGGCUAAGGCACUUGCAGCAGCAGACAGGCUACUGAAAAUUUUCCCAGGAGUGAGCUCAGAAGGCUAUAACAUGAGCAUCCCUAUGCCAGGCCACCCAGUGAAUUUUUCUGAGGUAACAAUGGCACAGGCUCGGAAGGAUGUGGCUAAACUUGAAGAGCUUAUUGAUGCUCAUGAUGUUGUUUUCCUACUAAUGGACACUAGAGAGAGUCGAUGGCUUCCUGCUGUCAUUGCAGCCAGUAAGAGGAAGUUGGUCAUCAAUGCUGCCUUGGGAUUUGACACUUUUGUUGUUAUGAGACACGGCCUAAAGAAACCGAAACAGCAAGAAUCUGGUGAUUCGUGUUUCAGCAAUGCUUCUGGCUCUUCUGAUCUUUUGGGAUCGUCACUCUUUUCAAAUAUCCCUGGCUAUAAACUGGGCUGCUACUUCUGCAAUGAUGUUGUGGCACCAGGGGAUUCCACCAGGGAUCGGACACUGGACCAGCAGUGCACAGUCAGUCGCCCUGGAUUAGCCAUGGUAGCUGGAGCCCUUGCAGUGGAAUUAAUGGUUUCGGUUUUACAGCAUCCAGAAGGUGGUUAUGCUGUGGCCAGCAGUAGUGAUGAUAGAAUGAAUGAGCCCCCUACUUCUCUUGGACUUGUUCCUCAUCAGAUCCGAGGAUUCUUAUCAAGAUUUGAUAACGUUCUUCCCGUCAGCCUGGCAUUUGAUAAGUGCACAGCCUGCUCAGCCAAGGUCCUGGAGCAGUAUGAACGAGAAGGGUUUAGUUUCCUUGCUAAAGUUUUUAAUUCUUCACAUUCCUUCUUGGAAGACUUGACAGGUCUAACUUUAUUACACCAGGAGACACAAGCUGCUGAGAUCUGGGACAUGAGUGAUGAUGAAACAAUCUGAAAUCAGCUGGAUAAGGAGGGGGAUGACCUGGACUGCAGCCCCACCUUUAUCUUUUACCUGACAAGUUAAUGAUUGCUUACCCACUCUGACUACUGCAAAUACAAAUGUAAUCCACAUUUUGACAUUAAUAACUUCACCUUAAAAGCAGUCUGUUAUGGACAGAACUCUCCAUGUUUUCAUUUUUAUUUCGUAAAUAACUAAAGCAGUGUUGGUUAUGUUUAAACUUGGUCUUUUUUUUUUUUUUUUUUUUUUAGUUUCUAAAUACAGCUUACAUAUAAAAUACACUGCUUAAAUAAACUUUGGAGGUUUAUUUGUCCCAGGUUUUACUUUGCUUGUCAAGGGACACAUGGAAGCAGCAUGUCUUUUUUCAUCUUUCUCAGAUUUGUGCCCCUUUUGUUGGAAUCUGUUGUUAAGACUGAAUAUGUUCUGCUACUGGGAAUUGAACUUCAUCUUUAAAGGAGAGCAGGAGUGGGUAAGAACCCACACCUUCUGCUUCCACCACAUUGCUUUUAUCUCCAAGCACAUAUUUACAGUACAUUGUUCUUGAUGUGUCAGUGCAGGUGUUCCUCUCUGUAGAGAUCUCAUCAUUUCGUGCUAUGGCAACAAUGUGGUUUGACUGACUUUGCUCAGAAAAGACCAGAAUGCAUUUUUAUGAUGAUGAAGCUUUCCUGAAGGUCAGAGAAGGAUCUGUUAUAUAGUAAACAAAAGUGUUUUAGGGAGUGGAUCACUGAUUCAGUCAAAACUUCUAAAAAAAUACUUAAAUGAAAUAAGAAAUUGGUUCUCUGACUCUUCUGUUCUUGGAUGUGGUCCUGCAGUACUUUAUAGAUGUUAAAAAGGAGCAGUUCUGGUUGGUUUUUGUUGUUGUUGUUGUUCAUUUAAGUCUUUCCAUUUUCACAGCAUCAAGAAUGGUUCCAGAGAUCAUGGCUGAGCACAAACAGUAAUUUGAGAAUCCUCAAGUUUAAUGGAUAACUUGAGGAAAAGGACUUGUAAAAUAUCAAAGUAAAUUACUACAGAAUUGAAUCUAUUGCUUUUAAUAUGGAAUAGGUUUUAGAAGGAUAUUUUAAAUCUCUUAUACAGCUUUAUAUUGUGGGGUUUAUGGGCUAACUCACUAAGAAAAAGUGUAAAUCCCUUAAUCUGCCAAGCAGUCUCUGUUUCCCAUAUAUAUGAAAAUGAGUUGCUCUAUCCAAUUAUUUUAGUUCCUUAACAUAAGCUCUGAAUAUUUCUUGUAGAGAAUUUCACAGCUUCUCUCUGUGCCAUCAGAAGUUCCUUCACAUCAAGGAUAUCUACAGCUCCCGUGCUCUGACCAUAAAAGAAGAUUUAUUGAAACAUGCUGGGGUUUGCACGAAGUGUCUAAAACAGGAGUUAUUUGUAUUUAUUUUAACUAUCCUCUUCAUAGAUUUACAUGAUUUUUUUAUGUAGCAUAGUGUCUAGUUUAAUUAACUGCAUAGUAAUAAAAAAAUAUUAAUGCAAUAUAUUUUUGAAAGGCUAGUAAUGGUAGUAAACUGAUCUUUUGGAGGUCAGGCACUAAGGUUGAUAACAUUCCAUGUACAUUUUUAAAGCAGUUUGUUAAAUUACAUACUUAGUUUGGAGCUCAAAUGACUUCCAUGUUGUUAUCCAUGUCGUUGUCCAGCUGGAGCUAUGAAUUGGUAGCAGGGCAGUUUAAAGGGAAUAAUCUGCUUUUUUAUCUUUUGAAGUUGCUGACCCUGGGAGUGUGAAUGUCUUUGCAGAAUUUGGUUAUCUAAAACUUGAAAGCUGAAUCUGAUAAACAUUAAUAAUUAAGUAUUUGAAACUCUGCUUAUCCUGUUAAAGUUACCUUGUAGCUUUGCAUUGGAAGUAUCUGUUUAAGUGCAGAAGAGCACAAGGCAGGAAGGUUCAAAACUCAGGGUUAAUGUAAUGUUUCCUUACCUCUGUAUUUUCAGUAACAUACAGCUCUCUGAGGCUGAGCUGUUUCCUGAACAUAUGCUCCCCAGAUGUCUCUGAUGUUCAAAACCACUUCAGUUUGAUUUGGAAUAACUUCCGUUUUCUAAAUGUAAUGUUGUUUUCUUUCUCCUUGUGGACCAGAAUUCCUCUUAUUUUGCUUUUACUCAAUUUCUAGGCAUUUACUGAGUGAGAAAUUGUGAGAAUCCUGUUCAAAUGAAUGAAUGCACAUUCACAUACUAUUAGCAGAUAAGCACAUUUAUUU
Messenger RNA from Empidonax traillii (willow flycatcher), 4409 nucleotides. RefSeq names its product autophagy related 7 (gene ATG7). Gene Ontology annotation, biological process: piecemeal microautophagy of the nucleus; autophagy of mitochondrion; autophagosome assembly. The transcript is spliced from 19 exons. The record is from RefSeq and is a predicted model, not a curated record. Gene Ontology annotation, cellular component: phagophore assembly site; cytoplasm. Gene Ontology annotation, molecular function: Atg12 activating enzyme activity; Atg8 activating enzyme activity. NCBI's taxonomy places the organism in Eukaryota, Metazoa, Chordata, Aves, Passeriformes, Tyrannidae. The coding region runs from base 98 to 2227 and encodes 709 amino acids.